Molecule: messenger RNA, 2745 nt
Organism: Truncatella angustata
Lineage: Eukaryota; Fungi; Ascomycota; Sordariomycetes; Amphisphaeriales; Sporocadaceae
Product: prolyl oligopeptidase
Exons: 6
Coding region: 375-2498 (707 amino acids)
Biological process (GO): proteolysis
Molecular function (GO): serine-type endopeptidase activity
Source: RefSeq, a predicted model, not a curated record
CCCGAUCGAUUCUUUGUAGCCUAAAGUAAAGGCCUCUUGCUGUGCCUCAAACAAACUGAUGUUCAUGACGUAGACUCGGCGGGGCACAAUCUUGCGUCGGCUAUUCUAUCUAUGAACAAAUAACAGCGAAAUGUUGUUCUGCUUUCUGAUACCGCGACUAAUGGGUAAUUUUUUGAAAGAACAAUUAUACCGUCUUGGGCAGUCUAUCGCAAAUCCUUCUCACUAACCAAUUGCAGGUCCUUCCUCGUGGAUUUAAGUUAUAGAUACUGUGUUUAGACGGUAUCUUUCAACAUUUCUCAUUCCCAGGCAACAGAAUUCUCCGCCAAUGGGGGCAGGAAUGUGCUUGCAGGCACUACAUACUCCCAGCAGUCGAUAUGGCUCCUAUCACAAAGUUUACACCAGAGCUUCUGAUCACUGUUCCUCGGAGAGGAGCAGUAGUUCCUAACUCUGAUGGAACAUUGGGGAUUUUCCCUCAAUCGACACAUGUAAUAGGUGGAAAGACUUCAAAAGGGUACCAGAUUCUGACCGUCGAGACUGGCGAGAUUGAGCAAUGCAUUGUGGAUGACAAGACGACGGACGCAGUCUGGCUUGGCCACGACAACAACACCGUAUUAUACCUCACCCAAGGAGAAGGAGGGUAUACUUGGAUGAAGACCGUUGAUGCAAGAAACCCUUCCGCAGAGCCAAAAGUAAUUGACUUCAUUGAAGCACCGGUUAGUGACCUCAAGGUCAAGGCAUUAAAGGAUGGAUCGAUUGCUUUUGUAGUUGUUGGACUUGUGGAUGCAGAUGGCACACUCUACAACAGAGAAGAACAUGAAACUCCUCACAGUGCCAGAGUUACCGACAGCAUCAACCCUCGUGUAUGGGAUUCAUAUGUUCAGCCGCAGAAACAUACGCUCUGGUAUUCAACUAUGAUAAAGGAAGACAGCAAAUGGAAACUCAACAAGCCAUUGGUAAACGCUCUGGCUGGGACAAAGCUCAUUGCACCCCCUUUUAUGUACGAGCCUGAAAACCAUACGCAUCACUUUGACAUUGGUGAAAAAGGUAUCGUCUUUUCUGCCACAGAAAAUGACAUUGCCGACCCCACGAAUAUUGCGCCAAGCAGCAUAUACUAUCUGCCUUUUACUUCGCUAUCUACAACUUGCACGCAUACACCGAAUAUGAUAUUGUUGCAGACGGGUGGCGGCUCACAGUCAAGCUCUUCCCAAGGCUGGUGCUCAUAUCCAAAAUUCAGCCCUGAUGGAUCUGUAAUUGCUUUCCUAAGAGCACCGACCAGAGCAUCGUUAAAUCCUUCGAUAUGGGUGAAGUAUAAUGAGUCACCAAGUGCCGUUGAUGUAUUUGCAACGAUUACCAUGAAGAAGUGGGAAUUGAUACCCAGCGACUUCAAAUUCGCAGCUGAUGGUCAUUCAAUCUAUAUAGAGGCUCAAGACUCUGGUAGAGCUGCCCUAUAUGGGCUUGAUUUGCGACCCAACGCAGUACCUAGUCCUAUCAUACGCAACGGGUCUGUUUCUUCUUACCAUAUUCUUUGCCACGAUAAGGACGGUACAGAGAAGCUUUUGGUCACAAGUUCUAGUCUGAUUGAACCAUGGUUCUGCCAGGUAAUUCAAGCAAAGGGCUUUGCUGAUUUCGAGCCACAGAUCUUAUCCAACAUAUCACAGCAAAUCAAUCUUGGUCUAUCACAGGGGCAGAUAUCGGAGAUCCAUUUCAAAGGUGCUGGUGAUUAUACUGUGCAUGCAUGGGUGAUCAAGCCUAACGAUUUCGACCCGAACAAGAAAUACCCAUUGUGUAUUCUUGUACAUGGAGGGCCUUAUAGCGCAUGGAAUGAUGCGUGGAGCACAAGAUGGAACCCAGCUGUCUGGGCACAGCAGGGAUAUAUUGUUGUAACCCCAAAUAUUACGGGAAGCCAGGGCUUUGGACUUGAUAUGGCCGAAGCUAUUCGCAAUAGUUGGGGAGGACGUCCCUACGAUGAUUUGGUCAAGUGCCUUGAGUAUGUGAAGGAUAUUCGAGGCAUUGACAUGGAGAACGCAGUUGCAGCUGGCAAUAGCUAUGGUGGCUACAUGAUGAAUUGGAUACAGGGACACGAACUUAGCUGCCACUUCAAAGCUCUUGUCUGUCACGAUGGAAUUUUUGAUCUCCCGCUGUUCCUCCUAGAGUCUGACACGCUUGCUUCCAUGUCCGACGAAUUCGGCGGCCCGCCAUUUGUGUGGAGUAAUCCCGAUGGCCUUGAACGCUACAACCCAGCGCGCCCUGAACUUUUGAAGAACUGGAAGACACCGAUGCUCGUUAUUCACAGUGACAGGGAUUAUCGCGUUCCGGUCACCAGUGGCAUUGCCACGUUUCAUGCUUUGAAGGCGUUGGGCACUCCGGCAAGAUUCCUGAGUUUCCCAGAUGAAAACCAUUGGGUAUCGAAGGAGGAGAAUUCUCUUGAGUGGCACCGCCAGGUUUUCGCGUGGAUCAACAAAUGGUCGGGAGUAACCGCGAAUGGUGGUAACGCUUGAGGAUGAAGAAUGCUGCAGCGCAGUUCAUGCGCCCAAUGAUUUUGUUGAUGUUACUGCAUAUAUUGAAUGCCUUAUUCCUCGUGGUCAAAUACGAAAUCAUGAGCGCGCCGAGAAGUGAAUCUCCUAGGCUUCUAACUAAGUGUGAUAAUAACCGCAGCAGGAUGCAAAGAUAGUUUUCACCACAGCACUGCAUUGGAAGCUAUUAAGGAUCGGGACCGACUUAGAAAUAUGAUGAUCACGUAUAACG